ACACACUACCUAUUAGUGGAGCUUUUAUGAUUUUUACAUGUUUUCGUCCGAAAGCGACUCAGCUGUCUCAGUCUGCAGGAGAAGAGACAGGACGUCAGACAGGACGCUACGAUGAUGGCAGAAGAGCUUUUGAACACUCUGGAGGAUUUAAAAGAUGAGGAGUUUAAACGCUUCAAGUGGCAUCUGCAGCAUUUUUGCAGCCUGGAAGACUACCGAGCCAUCAAAGUGUCCAAGCUGGAGAGGGCAGACAGGCAGGACACGGUGGACCUGAUGAUAAAAACAUAUAAAUUUUAUGGAGCUCUGACGGUGACCAAGAAUAUUUUUAAAAAGAUCAACAGGAAUGAUCUGGAGCAGCAUCUGGCAGACACCAGCUCAGGACGACAAGUCUCUAAGCAGAAGCCAGUAGACCAGUAUGAGGCUGACGGUGAAGAAGCGGGCGGACCAAGCACCGGACAUGAGCCCGUAACUCCACAGGGGCCAGAUUUAGCUAUUACAUCUGUAAACCUUGCCUGUGCUUUUAAGCUACUUUCCGCCGUGUCCAUGCCACCGGCAGAGGUGACGGAGGAUACCAGAGGAUGCCAAACAUUCCCAAUAACUCAAGAGCAAGACGGGAUGAUUCCAGUCCCAGAGAAACGACACAUCUCAUGCUACCAAAAGAUGCUUCAGUCGAACCUUCAAGACAAGUUUAUCUUUGCAGAAGAGUGGCAGAAGAAGAACGGGCAGUGUCUGGAUGAUAUCUACACAGAGCUGUACAUCAUAGCAGGGGGUGACGAAAACAACACAGGGCACGAGGUCACUCAGAUUGAGGUGGGAUGGAAGCCAGCAUUGACAGAGAAACCGAUUAUAACGAGUGACCUGUUCAAACACCCCUCUGGCAAAGACAGACCUGUAAGAACAGUGCUGACCAACGGAAUCGCAGGAAUUGGAAAAACAAUUCUUGUGGGCAAGUUUGUGUUGGGCUGGGCUGAAGGAAGAACCAAUCAAGAUGUGCAUCUCAUUUUUCCGCUCACCUUCCGCGACCUGAAUUUAAGGAUGAGAGAAAAGAUGUGUUUGGCAGAGCUCAUUCAUAAAUGCCUCUGGGGAACCAAAGACAUCAAGAGAGAAGCUCUCAAUUACAUCUUCAGAACUCUGCAGUCAUCAGGAAACACCAACUACGACAAGAGCAAAUUCAAACUCCUGUUCAUUUUGGAUGGACUGGAUGAGAGCUGCAUUGACCUGGACUGCUCCACCGUGAAAAACUUGGAGGAAGACUUCGAAGGGACAGAGUCCGUCUCAGUGGAUGUGCUGCUGAAAAACCUCAUCAGGGGGAAUCUGCUUCCUUCUGCUCGCCUCUGGAUAACCACACGACCUGCAGCAGCCCAUCAGAUCCAUUUAAAUUUUGUAGACAUCAUGACGGAGAUCAAAGGCUUCACCGACCCACAGAAGGAGGAGUACUUUAGGAAGAGAUUCGGAAAUGAGAAGGCCAUCAGGAUCAUCUCUCACAUCAAGGCAUCACGAAGCCUCCACAUCAUGUGCCACAUCCCGGUCUUCUGCUCGAUCACUGCUACAGUCCUGGAGGAGGUGAUGAAGACCAGAAAAGGAGGAGAGCUGCCCAAGACCCUGACUGAGAUGUACGCAGAAUUCUUGAAGAUUCAGAUUCAUCAGACGGAAAAGAAGUAUGGCCCAGCAAAGUGCGUCCAGUACAUUAAGUCAUUAUCAAAACUGGCUUUCCAUCAACUGGAAAAGGAGAACCUGAUCUUCUCUGAGAAAGAUCUCAAAGAGAGUGGCAUUGAUGUCAGUGGAGUCUCCGUUUACUCAGGAGUGUUCACACAGAUCUUCAAAGAGAAACAAGGGAAGAAGAGAGAUGGUGAUGAAGACAAGAUGUUCAGCUUCGUCCAUCUGAGUGUUCAAGAGUUUCUGGCUGCUUUAUAUGUAGAGAGGGCACUCAUAAACAGAAACAAGAAUGUGAUAUCUGACCCGGGACAAACAUGCGGCUUGGUUUUCAGCAAAACUUCUAUGACAGAGGUCCACAGGUGUGCUAUUGACAAGGCCUUGAACAGUCCAAAGGGUCACCUCGACUUGUUCCUCCGAUUUCUCAUGGGCCUGUCACUGGAGACCAAUCAGAGUGUCCUAAGAGACCUUCUGAGAAAGAAAAGAAGCUUGGAGACCAAUCAGAUGACAGCUGAAUACAUCAAGAAGAAGAUUGGUGAGAAUCUCUCUCCGGAGCAGAGCAUCAACCUGUUUCACUGUCUGAAUGAGCUGAAUGAUCGCUCUCUGGUGGAGGAGAUCCAACAGUCCUUGACUUCAGGAAGUCUGUCCACAGAUGAACUGUCUCCUGCUCAGUGGUCAGCUCUUGUCUUCAUCUUACUGUCAUCAGGAAAUGAUCUGGACGUGUUUGACCUGAAGAAAUACUCUGCUUCAGAGGAGGCUCUUCUGAGGCUGCUGCCAGUGGUCAAAGCCUCCAAAAAAGCUCUGUUGAGUGACUGUAACCUCUCAAAGAGAAGCUGUGAAGCGCUGUCCUCAGUUCUCAGCUCCCCAUCCUCUCAUCUCAGAGAGCUGGACCUGAGUAAGAACAACCUGCAGGAUUCAGGAGUGAAGCUGCUCUCUGCCGGACUUCAGAGUCAACACUGCACACUGGAGACUCUCAGGUUGAGUCAGUCCAGACUCACACAGAAGUGCUGUGAGGAGCUGUUGUCCAUUCUCAGCUCCAAGUCCUCCAGUCUCAGAGAGCUGGACCUGAGUAACAACAACUUGCAGGAUUCAGGAGUGAAGCUGCUCUCCGGCGGACUACAGAGUCCACACUGUACAAAGAUUCUCAGGUUGAGUGGCUGUAACCUGUCAGAGAGAAGCUGUGAAGCUCUGUCCUCAGCUCUCAGCUCCCAGUCCUCUUGUCUUAGGGAGUUGGACCUGAGCAACAACGACCUGCAGGAUUCAGGAGUGAAGCUACUCUCUGCUGGACUUGAGAGUCCAAACUGCAGACUGGAGACUCUCAGGUUGAGUCAAGCCAAGCUGACGAAGAACUGCUGUCAGGAGUUUUUAUCAGUUCUCGGCUCACAGACCUCGAGUCUCAGAGAGCUGGACCUCAGUAACAACGACCUGCAGGAUUCAGGAGUGAAGACACUCUCUAAUGGACUGAAUAGUCCACAAUGUAAACUGGGGACUCUCAGCCUUUCAGGUUGUCUGAUCACAAAGAAAGGCUGUACUUCUCUGGCCUCAGCUCUGAAAUCCAACCCGUCUCAUCUGAGAGAGCUGGACCUGAGCUACAACCAUCCAGGAGACUCAGGAGUGAAGCUGCUCACUGCUAGAAAGGAGGAUUCACAGUGUAGGCUGGACACACUCAGGCUUGAACAUUGUGGGGAGCAGAGGCUGAAACCUGGUCUGAGGAAGUAUGCCUGUGAACUCACACCGGACACAAACACAGUGAACAGAAACCUCAAACUGUCCGAUGACAACAGGAUGGUGACGGCAGUCAGAGAGAAGCAGCCGUAUCCUGAUCGUCCGGAGAGAUUUGACAACUGGUCCCAGCUGCUGUGCAGAGAUGGUCUGACUGGUCGCUGUUACUGGGAGGUGGAGUGGAGAGGAGAGGUGGAGGUAUCAGUGAGUUACAGAGGAAUUGGGAGGAAAGGAAAUGGUGCUGACUCCUGGUUUGGAGGAAAUGAUCAGUCCUGGAGUCUGAGCUGCUGUGAGGUUAAUGGUUAUUCUUUUAGCCACAAUGACAGAACAACAAGUGUGUCCUCCUCCUCCUCCUCCUCCUCCUCCUCCUCCUCCUCUGUCUCUCACAGAGUAGCAGUGUAUGUGGACUGUCCUGCUGGCUCUGUGUCCUUCUACAGAGUCUCCUCUGACUCUCUGAUCCACCUCCACACCUUCAGCACCAGCUUCACUGGACCUCUUUAUCCUGGGUUUGGGUGUGGGCUGCCUGGUUCAGUGUCUCUGUGUUCACUCAACCGAAGAACCCGCUGGUGGAGAUCAGCGGUGAAGGAGGUUGUCAAGCGGGAAAAGGAGGCCUUUCGGGCUUUUUUGCCCCGGGGUCUCCUGAAGCAGCAGACAGAGGUCACUGAGGUUGUCAAAAAGCUCCUCGGUGGAAAGGUGCCAGGUGUGCAUGAGAUUCAGCCUGAGAUGCAGAAGACUCUGGACAUUGUGUCGGUGUGUGAAUCCGCCGCUUCAGUCCAAACUCAGGUGAGGUUUUGUUUGUGUGAAGGUGAGAGCUCUGCUAUGGACCAGUGUGGGGACGCAGAGGACGGAGACGGUCCCUCUAAAUCCGCUCUUUUGAGGGAACAUGAAGGCCAGAGCAAAGAUCUGAGCCCAGAUCGGCAGCAGAGACCAGACUCUUCUGGACCUGAACCUAGCUGUUUGUCCAUCAAGAGCCAGCAGUCCAAACAUCAACCUUUACUGUUUAACAAACAACUUCCUGCAGAGAGUCAUUUUUCUCAGCAGGUUUUUGGUGGCCAGUCUGACAAACACCAUUCAACAGAUUUGGACUCCGUAUUUUUGCAUCUUAAGGAAAGCAUUGCCGUCUUUGCGAAGAACGAGCUGCAGAAGUUCCAACACAUUCUGAGUCUAGAUUACCCCGAAUGCUUAGAGAGUCCGACUGAGGAUGAUGAGGUGUUGGAUGGAGAGGAUGGAGAGCAGAGGAGGAGCAGCAGGGAGGCGUUUCUGAAGCUCACGCUGAACCUUCUGAGGAAGAUGAAGCAGGAGGAGCUGGCUGACUGUUUGCAGAGCAGAACUGUCACUGCAGUUUGUCGAGGUAAACUCAAAUCAAUGCAGAGGAAGUUUCAGUGUGUGUUUGAGGGGGUCGCUAAAGAAGGAAACCCGACCCUCCUGAACGAGAUGUACACAGAGCUCUACAUCACAGAGGGAGGGACUGCAGAGGUCAAUGAUGAACAUGAGGUCAGACAGAUCGAAUCAGCAUCCAGGAAUCCAGACAGACCAGAAACAACCAUCAGACAAGAAGACAUCUUUAAAGGCUCACCUGGACGAGACGAACCGAUCAGAACAGUGAUGACAAAGGGAGUGGCUGGCAUCGGGAAAACGGUCCUAACACAGAAGUUCACUCUGGACUGGGCCGAAGACAAAGCCAACCGGGACAUCCGGUUCACGUUUCCAUUCACGUUCAGAGAGCUGAAUGUGCUGAAAGAGAAAAAGUACAGCUUGGUGGAGCUUGUUCAUCACUUCUUCACUGAAACCAAAGAAGCGGGAAUCUGCAGGUUUGAAGACUUCCGGGUCGUCUUCAUCUUUGACGGUCUGGAUGAGUGUCGACUUCCUCUGGACUUCCACAACAACGAGAUCCUGACCGACGUCUCAGAGUCCACCUCAGUGGAUGUGCUGCUGACAAACCUCAAGGGGAAACUGCUUCCCUCCGCUCGCCUCUGGAUAACCACACGACCUGCAGCAGCCAAUCAGAUCCCUCCUGAGUGUGUUGACAUGACAGAGGUCAGAGGGUUCACCGACCCACAGAAGGAGGAGUACUUCAGGAAGAGGGUCAGAGAUGAGGAGCAGGCCGGCAGGAUCAUCUCCCACAUCAAGACUUCCCGAAGCCUCCACAUCAUGUGCCACAUCCCAGUCUUCUGCUGGAUCACUGCUACAGUCCUGGAGGACGUGUUGAAGACCAGAGAGGGAGGACAGCUGCCCAAGACCCUGACUGAGAUGUACAUCCACUUCCUGGUGGUUCAGACCAAACUGAAGAACGUCAAGUAUGACGGAGGAGCUGAGACAGAUCCACACUGGAGUCCAGAGAGCAGGAAGAUGAUGGAGUCUCUGGGAAAACUGGCUUUUGAGCAGCUGCAGAAAGGAAACCUGAUCUUCUACGAGUCCGACCUGACAGAGUGUGGCAUCGAUAUCAGAGCAGCCUCAGUGUACUCAGGAGUGUUCACACAGGUCUUUAAAGAGGAGAGAGGACUGUACCAGGACAAGGUCUUCUGCUUUGUCCAUCUGAGUGUUCAGGAGUUUCUGGCUGCUCUUCAUGUCCAUCUGACCUUCAUCAACUCUGGAGUCAACCUGCUGUCAGGAGAAAGAAAGACUUCCUGGUGGUGGUUUCUUUUCAAACCUGAACCGACACGUCUCUACCAGAGUGCUGUGGACAAGGCCUUACUGAGUCCAAAUGGACACCUGGACUUGUUCCUCCGCUUCCUCCUGGGUCUGUCACUGGAGACCAAUCAGACUCUCCUACAAGGUCUGCUGACGUGGACAGGAAGUAGCUCAAAGACCAACAAGGAAACAGUUGAGUACAUCAAAAAGAAGAUCGGUGAGAACCUGUCUCCCGAGAGAAGCCUAAAUCUGUUUCACUGUCUGAAUGAACUGAAGGAUGUCUCUCUGGUGGAGGAGAUCCAACAGUCCCUGACUUCAGGACGUCUGUCCACAGAUAAACUGUCUCCUGCUCAGUGGUCGGCUCUGGGCUUCAUCUUACUGUCAUCAGAAACAGAUCUGGACAUGUUUGACCUCAAGAGAUACUCCUCCUCAGAGGAGGUUCUUCUUAGGCUGCUGCCAGUGGUCAAAUCUUCUGACAAAGCUCUGCUGAGUGGCUGUAAUCUGUCAGAGAGAAGCUGUAAAGCUCUGUCCUCAGUUCUCUGCUCCCGAUACUCUAGUCUGAGAGAGCUGGACCUGAGUAACAACGACCUGCAGGAUUCGGGAGUGAAGCUGCUCUCUGCUGGACUAGUGAGUCCACACUGUACACUGGAGACUCUCAGGCUCUCGGGCUGCCUUAUCACAGAGAAAGGCUGUACUUCUCUGGCUUCGGCUCUGAGAUCCAACCCCUCCCAUCUGAGAGAGCUGGACCUGAGCUACAACCAUCCAGGAGACUCAGGAGAGAAGCUACUCACUGCUGGACUUAAGGAUCCACACUGGAGACUGGACACUCUAAGGUUGGACAAUGGUGGGGAGCAGUGGUUAAAACCUGGCCUGAGGAAGUAUGCCUGUGAACUCAAAGUGGACACAGACACAGUAAACAGACACCUCAAACUGUCCGACAACAACAGGACGGUGACUCACGUGAGAGAGAAGCAGCCGUAUCCUGAUCAUCAGGAGAGAUUUGACUACUGGUAUCAGCUGCUGUGCAGAGAUGGUUUGACUGGUCGCUGGUACUGGGAGCUGGAGUGGAGUAGACGGGUUGAUAUAUCAGUGAGUUACAGAGGAAUCAGCAGGAGAGGAAACACCGCUGACUGCAGGUUCGGAGGGAAUAAUAAGUCCUGGUGUCUGUUUUGCUCUGAUGUUGAUGGUUACGCUGUUUGGCACGAUAACAUAAGAACAGACCUCCCUUACAAGUCCUCCUCGUCCUCAUCGUCCUCCGUCUCUCACAGAGUAGGAGUGUAUGUGGACUAUCCUGCUGGCUCUCUGUCCUUCUUCAAAGUCUCCUCUGACUCUCUGAUCCACCUCCACACCUUCAAGACCACCUUCACUGAACCUCUUUAUCCUGGCUUUGGUUUCUGGUUGUCUGAUACUUCAGUGUCUCUGUGCUCACUGACGGACGAAGACUCUUCGCCUGUGUAGAUAAACACAUCAUCAUGAUGACAAAAUGAAAAACAGGCUGUAAAAUUAAUAUAUAAUAUAGAUCCAGGAGAAUAUUAGACAACUUCUAGUAGUGUUUAGUAGAGUACUCCAUAUCAAUAAAGUACAAUUUCUCAAACAAAACAUUUACUCAAGUACAAAUGACAAAAACAUCUUGGUUAAAAAAUGACUCAAAGUAUAGGUUAGGUUAUGUAUAGGUAUAGGUAUUAGGUAUAGGUUAGUUUCCAUUUUAAUAUUUUUUAGGAUGUGCUGGAAAGGCAGGAACAGCACUUUUGACAUUCUCUGAAUGCAAUGUCUCAAGAACACCACGAGAGACUUUCUUUAAAUUUGGUGCAAAUGUUUGAGUAGACUAAAGGAUGAACUGAUUAGAUUUUGGUGGUCAAAUGUCAAGGUCACUGUGACCUUCUGUGUCUUGUUCUUGUCAACGCGAUAUCUCAAGAACACCGUGAAGGACUUUCUUCAAAUUUGGCACAAAUGUCCACUUUGACUUAAGACUGAUCUGAUCAGGAUCUGGUGGUGGUCAUAGGACAAAGGUCACGGUCAUUGACCUUUUAUAUCUUGCUCUUAUGAAUU
This is a messenger RNA of Plectropomus leopardus (leopard coralgrouper), 8052 nucleotides long. The record is from RefSeq and is a predicted model, not a curated record. Lineage: Eukaryota; Metazoa; Chordata; Actinopteri; Perciformes; Serranidae.